Iphiclides podalirius (scarce swallowtail) is the source of this 615-nucleotide messenger RNA. NCBI's taxonomy places the organism in Eukaryota, Metazoa, Arthropoda, Insecta, Lepidoptera, Papilionidae. The record is from the annotation of a GenBank genome assembly.
AUGCGAAACUUAAAAAGUCCACCUACGCAAAAGUCGUUGCAGGCCAAUCUGCAUAGAUCUAAAGCAGCCACAGCCGAACUUCUUCAGGCAGCAUUGGACAAAAGAGUGUCGGUCGCCCUUGUGCAAGAACCAUAUGUGGGAAGAAACGGCGUGAUCAAGCAACAUCCAGGCAUUCGAGUCAUCCAAUGCACCCUCAACAGGAGGAAACCGGUGAAAGCCGCUGUGAUAGUUUUUGGCAACCAGUUGAGAGUCAUACACGACCCACAGCUAGUGACCGAAACCGAAGCAGCGUCCUCCUGGUUAUAUGGAGUGCUGUUCCGACGGAACAAGGAGGCGGCCUUCUCCAACUACAGGCUGUGGGAGAGCGCUGGCUUCGUUGUUGCAUACGCCUACUCGACACAUUUGUGCGCCAGGAUGAAGCUGUAUGUAAUGAUGGUGGUUCUCCUCAUCGGAUUCAUCGGUUACAUCAUCGUGGAGAUUCUUCACAAGAGAAAGGCGCGUCGCCUCAAGGCAAUCGCCGAGAAUCCGGUGGCAGCGGCUGAGGCUGCAAAGCAACCGCCAGAGGAAGACGACGAGAAGGACGAAAUCGAUGACGACAUCAUUAUCACACACCUG